CCCUGCCCAUCACCCAUCUGCACCUGCACCUCUCAUCCCUCCAUCUCCAUCUCACCACCCCACACCUUCACCACCCUCCACCACCACCACCACCACUACCACCAAAGCAAUGGCACGUCAACGCGGUCCCGCUCGCCCCGCCGCGCGCCCCGCGGCUCGCCCCGCUCCCGCGCAAUCUCGCGCCGCCUCGACGGCCUCGGUCCCCGCGCGCACUGCGGCCGCCCCCCCGCCCGCGGUGCAGCAGGCGUCGGCGCCUGCGCAGCAGGGUCCGGGACUUUUCGGACAGAUGGCCUCCACCGCUGCUGGUGUCGCUGUCGGUAGCAGUAUUGGACAUGUUGUUGGCUCGGGGCUUUCUGGGCUUUUCGGAGGUGGAUCGUCCGCGCCCGUCGAGGCGCCCGCUCAGGCGCAGGCUGCGCAGUCCCAAGGAAACUGGGGCGCUGCGUCGUGCGAGGCUGAUGCGAAGAGCUUUACUAAGUGUCUUGAUGAUAAUGGUGGAGACAUGCAGAUCUGCAGUUGGUACUUGGAGCAACUGAAAGCGUGUCAGAACAUGGCGAAGACUCUCAACUAGACGAGACACUGGAUGAUGGAGGAGAGCGUUGGGCGAGCAUUGGGUUGCGUAGCAUAGCGUUCUCUGGCUCUGGCUCUGGCAAUUGUGGCGGAAUACCUACCUAGAUCGGGCUGCGUUUUAUUCUUCUGCUUCUCAGCUUUUCCUUCUUUCUUUCUCCGAAGCACAGACGAGAUGAGACGAGAUGAGAUGAGAUGAGAUGAGAUGCGAUGUGUAUUUGUUACUUAGAAUGUACUUGUACUCCACUCCCCUCUUUGUACCUUUGUGCUGUACCAUACGUAAAACUACCUAGGUGGGCUAUCGUGUUUGCAAAUGUAUAAUAUGC
This is a messenger RNA of Tricharina praecox, 890 nucleotides long. RefSeq lists its product as uncharacterized. Gene Ontology annotation, biological process: mitochondrion organization. Lineage: Eukaryota; Fungi; Ascomycota; Pezizomycetes; Pezizales; Pyronemataceae. The record is from RefSeq and is a predicted model, not a curated record. Bases 110 to 568 code for a protein of 152 amino acids. Gene Ontology annotation, cellular component: mitochondrion; nucleus. The transcript has 3 exons.